CUCCCUUCCUCCGGGGCCGUCCCCUCCGCCCGGCCCCGCCCCUUGACUGCGCCCACCCCCUCGGGAGCCCCCGCGCGCCCCGGCGCCCCCUCCCGCGGGCGGCCGCCCACUCUCAUUUCCGAGCCGGAGUCUGGGGAAAGGAAACCGAAACUGACCAGGCCUCCAGCGGGGCAGGAGCGGGGGAGGGCGAGACACUCCCUGGAGGCCCCCAGCCUAGGGACCGGCCACCCCUCACCUGCCCCCCGCCCUCUGUCCCUCGGAUCCUUCUAGAAACGGGAGGGGGGUGAGGGUCCAGCUCCAGUGGUCCAGCCUUGGGGACCCGCGGACAGCAGAGACACCCUGGCAGAGGGCCCACACCGGGCGCGCACAGCAGAGUCUGUUUCGUUUCCCCGCGGCCAGGCAGGUGGGCGGACCCACAGCCGCCUGCCUCUAUAUAGGCGCAGCUGGCUGGACCCUUCAGUCACCCAGCUGGACCCACUGCAGGAGAGGAGAGGCGCCUGGACCCCUCAGGGCAGCCACCCAGAGACCCCAGGCCAGGUGUGAGGACCCCAGGCGAGACCGGGAAAUUCCUGCACCCCUCCCCGCCCCCACCCACGCGGAAGCAAACAAAAGAAAAAAAAAAGAAAAAAAGAAAAAGAUGCCUCAGGCUGAAGAGACAGAUACAGAGACCCCUUCCAGCGCUGAGUGUGAAACUCAGGAGAGCGACCCAGAACUCAUGGAGGCGAGACUGACUGAGGAGAAGUCACCAAAACUCGAGAACAGCCUGAGCGCCCAGUAUGAGGAGAAGGUGCGCCCGUGCAUCGACCUCAUCGACUCCCUGCGGGCGCUGGGCGUGGAGCAGGACCUGGCCCUGCCCGCCAUCGCCGUCAUCGGGGACCAGAGCUCGGGCAAGAGCUCCGUGCUGGAGGCCCUGUCGGGAGUGGCCCUCCCCAGGGGCAGUGGGAUCGUGACAAGAUGUCCUCUGGUGCUGAGGCUCAAGAAGCUGGUGGGGAAAGAUGCAAAGUGGACAGGGACCGUCAGCUACCUGGACAAGGAGAUCGAGCUCCAGGAUGCCUCCGAGGUGGAAGGGGAAAUCCGCAAAGCCCAGAACGUCAUCGCCGGGGAAGGCGUGGGCAUCAGUCAGGAGCUGAUCAGUCUCAGGGUCAGCUCCCCCCAUGUCCCGGACCUCACCCUCAUAGACCUGCCCGGCAUCACCAGGGUGGCCGUGGGCGGCCAGCCAGCCGACAUUGGGUACCAGAUCAAGCGUCUCAUUGGAAAGUACAUCUCCAAAGAGCAGACCAUCAACCUGGUGGUGGUCCCCUGCAACGUGGACAUCGCCACGACCGAGGCCCUGAGCAUGGCCCGGGAGGUGGACCCCGAGGGAGACAGGACUAUCGGCAUCUUGACCAAGCCAGACCUGGUGGACAGAGGCACCGAGGACAAGGUGGUGGACGUGGUGGAAAACCUCGUGUACCACCUGAAGAAGGGCUACACGAUCGUCAGGUGCCGGGGCCAGCAGGACAUUCAGGCGCAGCUGGGCCUGGCCACGGCCCUGGAGAAGGAGAAGCUCUUCUUCCAGGAACACCCGCAGUUCAGGAGGCUGCUGGAGGAAGGACGGGCCACCAUCCCCUGCCUGGCCGAGAAGCUGACCUCAGAGCUCAUCAUGCACAUCUGUAAAUCGCUGCCCACGCUGGAGAAUCAGAUCAAGGAGAUGCACCAGAAGGCCAGCGACGAGCUGCAGAUGUUAGGGACCGAAGUCCCGGACGAUGAAAACGAGAAGACGUUCUUCCUGAUCAGCAAAAUCAACGUGUUCAACCAGGCCAUCCAGGCGCUGGUGCAGGGCGAGGAGGCGGUGGAGGCACAUUGCACUCGGCUCUUCACGAAGGUCAGGUUCCUGUUCCAAGGCUGGAGCCUGCGGAUCGAAGAGAACUUCAAGAACAGCCUGCUGUCCAUCCAGAGGGAGAUCUCGAGAUUCGAGAGGCAGUACCGCGGCCGCGAGCUGCCUGGAUUCGUCAACUACAAGACCUUCGAGAUCAUCGUGCGGGAGCAGAUCAGCGCUCUGGAGGAGCCGGCCGUGGACAUGCUGCAGAAGGCCACAGAUAUCAUCCAACUUGCCUUCGCGGAUGUCGCCAAAAAGAAUUUUGAGGAAUUUCUCUGCCUCUUCAAAGCCAGCAAGGCCAAGAUGGAGGACCUCAAGCAGGAGCUCCUGGAGGAGGCCGAGAGGAUGAUCCGGCUGCACUUCCAGAUGGAGCGCAUGGUGCACUGCCACGACGGCUCGUACCGCGCCGCCCUGCAGAAGGUGCGCCAGGAGGAGGCCGAGGAGGAGGAGAGGAAGAAGAAAGGGGGCACGGUCCAGUCCCAGUCCCAGUCCCAGUCCCAGCCCUCGACCUCCAUGGAGGAGAUCGUCCAGCACCUGCAGGCCUACCACGAGGAGACGAGCCGGCGCCUGUCCACGCACGUCCCGCUGCUGGUGCGGUACUUCAUGCUGCACACGCUGGCGCAGCGGCUGCAGGAGGCCAUGCUGCUGCUGCUGCAGGACCGGGAGGGCUUGGGGCAGCUGCUGCAGGAGCGCUGGGACACGAGCGCCAAGCGCAAGUUCCUCAAGGAGCGGCUGUCCCGGCUCUCGCAGGCGCGGCGACGCCUGGCGCAGUUCGCCGACUAGAUCUGCGCGCGGGCCGGCCUCAGUGUUGGGGCGGCCCCAGGGACAGACGGACAGAAGGGCCCGCCCCUGGCCCCGCCCCGGGCCCGGCCCUGCCACGGUCCCGCCCCGGCCCCGCCUCGGGCCCCGCCCCCGACUGGCCCGCCCGCCCACCGCCUGGCCCCGCCUCCGGAUCCAGGCCCCGCCCCCAGCUCCAGUCUCAGCUUCAAGGUCUCACUGGGGGACAAUGCACACCUGACACACUGGGUUCCUGCAGGCAUGUGUCCCCUCCAGAGGACAGGUGAGGGUCAGGGAGGACACCACAGAAGCCGGGUGACCCCACCCAGGGGCCCUCUCCACGCCCUUCCCGCCACUGCACCCUCUGACGGCCUCUGCAGCCCUGCCCAGGAACCCUAGGAGCUUUUGCGUGCACCAGCAAAACACGACUCCUGACCCCGACCCUGCAGUAAAGGGUCCCCUGCCCCGGCCCCUGCCGUAAAGGGUCCCCUGCCCCGACUCCUCA
Messenger RNA from Sorex araneus (European shrew), 3140 nucleotides. It is a transcript of the gene MX1, whose product is annotated as MX dynamin like GTPase 1. Gene Ontology annotation, biological process: defense response to virus. Gene Ontology annotation, molecular function: microtubule binding; GTPase activity; GTP binding. The record is from RefSeq and is a predicted model, not a curated record. The transcript is spliced from 16 exons. NCBI's taxonomy places the organism in Eukaryota, Metazoa, Chordata, Mammalia, Eulipotyphla, Soricidae. The coding region runs from base 638 to 2641 and encodes 667 amino acids. Gene Ontology annotation, cellular component: cytoplasm; nucleus; membrane.